Molecule: messenger RNA, 1623 nt
Organism: Pichia kudriavzevii
Lineage: Eukaryota; Fungi; Ascomycota; Pichiomycetes; Pichiales; Pichiaceae
Exons: 1
Coding region: 1-1623 (540 amino acids)
Biological process (GO): transmembrane transport
Molecular function (GO): transmembrane transporter activity
Source: RefSeq, a predicted model, not a curated record
AUGUCUAUCUCAUCUUUUGAUCAAAGCACGCUAACUACUCUAUCAUCUGAUGACAAUCAUAAUGUGGCACCACCACAACAAUUCAAUACUCUACGUGCACCAAAAACACACCCUAUAUACGAUGAAGAUGUCACCGACGAUAAUUCGUUGGUUGAAAAAUAUGAGUCAGAUGAAGACCUUGAUGACUUGCAGAAAUAUAUCUCUAUAAAGGAAGAUGAGCGCACAAUACUGACACACCGUGAGCGGACCGUCAUGGCAUUGACAUUAUCAGUAAUUGGUCUAUGCUCGGCUAUGUCUAUGCCUAUCUAUUGGACGGCCCUUACAGAACUAGAGCGUGAGUUCCAUACCACUGAAAGCAAAAUCAAUUACACUGUGACUGCGUACCUCUGUUUCCAAGCGGUUGCACCUGUUUUCGUCUCUUCAUUCUCUGAUAUCUGGGGCAGACGCCCUGUGAUGAUGGGCUGCCUUAUUGGAGGUAUUUGCACUAAUGUUGGAAUAGCUGUUUCUAGAACCUACUGGUUGAUUGUGUUUCUCCGUUGUGUUUUGGCGUCUUUUUUGGCACCAUUGGUGAGUAUAACGACAGCAUCCGUUGGUGACUUCACAACCAGGAGGAACAGGGGCAGUUUGACUAGUCUGACAGCAGGUUUCACGUUGAUUGGACAAGGAUUUGCACCAUUUAUUGGUGCCGUUAUGGAUACUGCUUGGGGUUGGCCUGCAAUUUUCUGGUUCUCUGCUGCAUUCAAUGGUUUAAUCUUACUAAUUCUAUUUUUCUUGGCCCCCGAAACACAUCGUGGUUAUGUUGGGGAUUUAAGUGUCAGACCUAAGCAUUUCAUUCAUAGAAGCCCAUACUUGAUCUAUUUAGGUGAUAGAAUAAAACCAUAUGAUAAAAGUAAAGUUGAAAAAAGAAUCCAUAAGUACCAACCAUGGAAACCGUUGAUGUUGACCUAUAAGUUCAAUAUUUUGUCUAUUUUAGUUCCAUGCUCUAUUUUAUUUGCUCUGUGGACUAUAUCACAAACUACACUAUCUGUUCACUUAAGUAAAGAUUACCACAAAUCUGUGAUUAUCAUAGGUCUUUGUUUUUUUGCCCCAGGGUUUGCAUGCAUUUUGGGAACACUUACAGAAGGUAAGAUUCUUGACUAUUUAUACAAAACAAAAAAAGCUGUUCACGACGAGACUUAUAAAGACGUCCAUCCAAAGAAGAAACCACCAUUUAACAUUCUUAAAGUUAGACUACUGACCAUUCCUUUUGCUGGCUUAUUUAUUGCGAUAGCUUCAAUUGUUUUUGGAUGGUGUAUGGACAAGCACACCAGUAUUGCACCAAUUUUAGUCAUGAGUUUUCUCAUCACGUUUUUUGCAAUGUUUCCUUUAAACAUUGCUGCUACAGUUUUAGUUGAUAUGUACCCACAAUUUUCGGGUGGUGCAACAGCUUUAAACAACCUUUUUCGUUGUGGUAUGAGUGCUAUCUUUGUUUCAUGUCUAAACAUGAUGGAAGAUAAAAUGACAGUCGGCGGCACCUACACCUUUAUGGCUGCAAUUUCAUUACUUUUCAUUUUCUUAAUCUUGAACUUGAUCCAUAGGAGUGAAAAAAUAUCGGCCAAUGCCGCCCUUAGUUCAAAAGUUUAG